Molecule: messenger RNA, 1821 nt
Organism: Macrosiphum euphorbiae (potato aphid)
Lineage: Eukaryota; Metazoa; Arthropoda; Insecta; Hemiptera; Aphididae
Source: the annotation of a GenBank genome assembly
AUGAAACAACAGCGGACCGCUUCGUCGCAACCGCGGCGGUGGUGCCGCCGGUGGACGGCCGUUGUAGCAGCCAUCGUCACCAUUUUCUCGGCCACAGACGGUGGCCACUCAGGGGCAGCUGCACGCCGCGUGUACACCGCACCGCUUGACGACACGGGCCGGACGGCCAUCUACUGGACGGUCGACUACGGGUCGCGGUCCGUCAAGUUCGAAGCGCACUUCGCGGCCGGCGGUGGCCCGUUCGACUGGCUGGCGGUGGGCUUCUCGGGCCGCGGCAACCACUCCGGAGCCGACUUCUGCAUCAUGUGGGUUGACUGGAAAGGCGUAACCGGCAUGUUGGAUACGUGGACAGACGACGCCGGAAGAAUUUCCGUAGAUGAGCGACAGGAUUGUGAAGAGUUUGAUGUUGCUCGAUUUCACGGAGGAGGUACUGCUUUGACAUUUACUCGAAAAUUUGAUACAUGUGAUGACGACCGCGAUUAUUUAAUCCAGGAUGGUACUACUCACCUUGUAUGGAUGGUAGGCGGCGGUCCACUAUUUGCAGUUGAAGGGCUGUUGGUGUCGCAGGCCAGAGCGAAGGGCAUGCAAAGAGUUCAGUUGCUAAAACCGGAAACACCUCAGGUCCGAUUGCCGGAUAAAGUGUCCAAAAUAGACGUGUUGGCUUCCAAGGUAAAGGUUCCCGCGGAAGAGACGACGUAUUGGUGUCACGUGAUGAAGAUUCCUCUGGAUUUAUCGUUCAAACAUCAUAUAGUUAGGUUUGAGUCGGUUAUUGACGAAAGUAGUCGAGGUGUAGUGCAUCACAUGGAAGUGUUCCAUUGCGAAUCCAGUGCUGGUACUCGGAUACCACUGUACAGUGGUCCUUGUUUUUCAGAAAAACGACCAUACAAGACACAAGUGUGCAAGAAAGUGAUGGCCGCCUGGGCAAUGGGAGCUGCUCCUUUCGUGUACCCUGAGGAAGCCGGUUUACCCAUCGGAGGUCCCGAUUUCAAUAGUUAUAUCAUGUUGGAGGUGCACUACAACAAUCCCGGGCUAAGAAAAGGCAUGGUGGACAGUUCCGGCGUACGAUUGUACAUAACGCCGGAAGUGAGAAAAUACGACGCCGGAGUGAUCGAACUGGGCUUAGAGUACACAGACAAAAUGGCCAUACCACCGAAGUUAGAGGAUUUCACGUUGAGCGGCUAUUGUAUUGCUGAAUGCACCGCAGUGAGCAUCCCUUCGGCUGGGAUUGAGAUCUUUGGUUCACAAUUGCACACCCACCUUACUGGCACCAUGAUCUACACGAAACACGUACGGGACGGACAGGAACUACCGGAACUCAACAGGGACAAUCAUUACAGCACACAUUUUCAGGAAAUUCGUUUACUACAUAAACCGGUGCGAGUGCUUCCUGGGGAUGCAUUAAUAACUACGUGUCAUUACAACACCGAGGACAGACAAAAUAUUACACUUGGCGGAUUCAGCAUUACCGACGAAAUGUGCGUCAACUACGUGUAUUACUAUCCGAAGAUAGAGCUAGAGGUAUGCAAGAGUUCAAUAAGCGACCAGAACCUGAAGAGCUAUUUUAAAUUUCUGAACGAGUGGGAGAGGCAGCGGACUUCGCCAGAGGGGGCGGUGAGCGUCAACUACAACGGGGCCGAGUGGACGCCGAUGCGGAGUCGAGUGCUGCACCAGGUGUACGAACAGAGCACGCUGUCCAUGCAGUGCAACAGGAGCACAGGCGAACGGUUCCCUGGCGACUGGGAGAACAGGCCGUCCACCAAAGUGCUGUACACGCUGCCGCCGCCGGCCAGGAGCUGCAAUAGAGUUACGCCGUCCUCAUAA